UUCAAAAACCCAAAAUCCCAACUAAGCCUCAUUUCCCUCCACCAUGAUAAUUUCCCACCUCUCAAAUUCCCCUCAUCCCUCCUCUCUUCCCCCAGCACCCACUCCAAAAUCUCCAACCAAAAUCCCCAAACAAAACCCUAUCCCUAACGCUAGCCCCAUCCCUAAUUCACACACAGAGAGAGGCCUCAAAUUCACUGUUGGUGACUCAUUUUUCCGGCAUGAGAGUUGCGCAGGUAGAGACCUUGGUGUUCUUGCUGCUGCUCUUUACAAGAAAACCAAGGGAAAUCUCAGAGUUUUGGAUGCUAUGUGCGGUUGUGGAAUUCGUUCUUUAAGGUAUCUUUCUCAAGCAAAUGCUGAUUUUGUGUGGGCUAAUGAUGGUAAUGAAGAGCAAAGGAACACAAUUCUCUCCAAUCUUAAGCAAGAACAUAGGUUUUGGAAACAUGGGUUUGAUAGAGCUCACCAAAGUAGGGGUUAUGGAGGAGAUGGAAAUGGUGGGUCAGAUGGGUCUCUGAAAAAUAGGGUUUUUGAUAAUGGGUCUCUUCAAAUUGGGGUUUCUGAUGAUGGGUACGAUGAAUUUCAGAGAAUUAGGGAUUUUGGAGAAGAUGGUUCUCAAGAAUUUAACCUUUGCAAUGAUCAUUCUCAAAGCAAGCCUUCUGGAGAAGAUGGGUUUUCUCGGUCUCACGAAAUUGGGGUUUUCAGAGAAGAUGGUCACAAUUGUUCUCAAGGUAGUGGGGUUUUAAGAGAAGAUGGUAGAGAUGGGUCUAGAGGAUGUGACAAUUUUAGUGAGAGAAACAUUGGAUUUGAAGAUAGAAGGUGGGUUGUGACCCAUUUUGAUGCUACUAGGUUACUGGUUGAGAGGUAUUUGCAGAGGGAUUACUACGAUCUUAUUGAUAUUGAUUCUUUUGGUAGCGAUACUACAUUUUUGCAAUCAGCUUUCUCUUCAAUGAAGCUUGGGGGUUUGAUGUAUAUUACUUCUACGGAUGGGUAUUCAUCUGGAGGCCAUCGCCCUUAUCACACUUUAGCUUCAUAUGGAGCAUAUGUUCGGCAUUUUCCAUAUGCAAAUGAGGUUGGUUUGCGAAUGCUUAUAGGUGGGGCUGUGAGGGAAGCUGCAACAUUGGGCUUUUAUAUAUUGCCUCUUUUCUCGUAUUAUUCUUACCAUGGCCCCAUAUUCAGAGUUAUGCUUCGAGUGCAGCGUGGAAAGCUUCCUGAGAGCCACUAUGGAUUCAUCAGCUACUGCAACAAGUGUGGAGACUCUCAAGCAUUUUCUUGGGAUGACCUUGGGCAAAUGUGUUGCGCUUGUAGCAACAAUCAUGUGAGACUGUCUUGUGUUUGUUACACAGUCAUUUCACAUGGGGACUCUCUCUCUCUCUCUCUCUCACUCAUUGCAAGAGCUCUCAUCCAGCAUUUUCUUGGACUCUCUCAGGUUUCUCACUCACUGGUCGUUUCGGGGCCACUCUGGACGGGCCCCCUUCAUGAACCAGUCACUAUAAACAAUAUGCUAGAUUUGGCCAAUCAAUGGGGGUGGAUAGGCCCGGAUUCUGGGGACACCCAUUUAGAAAAGCUCAUGAAAAUGAUGCUCGCUGAAUGCGAUCCCAGAUUGCCAUUUGGGUACAUCAAGCUUGAUGAGGUGUCUCGUCGAGCAAAAUUGAACACACCUGGGGUCAAUGCCAUGAUGAAUAUACUCCACCAGGAGGGCUUUGCAGUAAGCAGGUCACAUAUUGAAGCCAAUGCUAUCAAGACAAACUGCCCGAUGACCACUUGUAUUCAGUUUGCGAAACAACUCAAAGGACAUUAAACCAAACCCGAAAACCCGAAAACCCGAAGGUUCACUGCUACCUUGGAUGCAGGCUCAGCUCGACUGUGCCAUUCACAUGAGAGAGGGAGAAAGAGAACUGAAUAUGGGCCUGCUUCAUGUAUUCUAGAAGACAGAACCUUGUCACCAUAUGUGAAAAGGAAGCAAAGGCAAUCCAUCGAGAAAGCAAUGUUACUGAUAUGCAAGAGAGGCUCUUGAAGAUAGGAAAAACAUGUAACUGAUAUUUAAGAGAGUCUAUAGAAAGAGGGAGAGAACAUGACAUCGCAUUUUUGGAUCAAAUGGAAGAAAAUGUGUAAUCCUUUUGGGAAAAAUGCUACUUUCUUUGGGGCAGAAGAAAACUAGAGCCUUUCAGAUCUCGGAUCCAUUUCAACACGGAAAGUCAACAGGGAAAGUGGAACUUUCAUGUUUCUUUUCUCUUUC
Messenger RNA from Amborella trichopoda, 2233 nucleotides. The record is from RefSeq and is a predicted model, not a curated record. Lineage: Eukaryota; Viridiplantae; Streptophyta; Magnoliopsida; Amborellales; Amborellaceae.